This is a messenger RNA of Coniophora puteana RWD-64-598 SS2, 642 nucleotides long. RefSeq names its product glutathione S-transferase. Gene Ontology annotation, molecular function: glutathione binding; glutathione transferase activity. Bases 1 to 642 code for a protein of 213 amino acids. The record is from RefSeq and is a predicted model, not a curated record. The transcript has 5 exons. Gene Ontology annotation, cellular component: cytoplasm. NCBI's taxonomy places the organism in Eukaryota, Fungi, Basidiomycota, Agaricomycetes, Boletales, Coniophoraceae.
AUGGUCUUGAAAGUUUACGGCAACCCUGCAUCUCCCUGCACCCGUACCGUCACGAUGGUUUGCAAGGAGCUCAACCUUCCCUAUGAGGUCGUUGUCAUCGACUUCACCAAGGGCGAACACAAGCUGCCCGAGUACAUCAAGAAACAGCCCUUCGGCCAGAUCCCUUACAUCGACGACGACGGCUUUGUGCUUUACGAGUCCCGCGCCAUUGCUCGCUACCUGGCAUCCAAGUACGCCAACGCAGACACAGCGAUCCUCUAUCCGAGCGACUUUCAGGGAAGAGCUCUCGUCGAACAAGCAGCGUCUAUCGAGGCGUUCAACUUUUAUCCGUCCGUGUACGGCGCCGUUUCUGAGAGGAUCUUCAAGCCUGCCUUCCGUGGCCAGCCUACUGAUGAGACUAGGCUUCAGGAGCAUCUCUCGGCCUUGAACCCCAAGCUGGAUGCUUAUGACAAGAUUCUUGACACGCAGAAGUACCUCACUGGAGAUAACUUUACGCUCGCUGACCUGUUCCACAUUGCGUAUAGCGCGUUGUUGGAACAGGCAGGCCUAGGGUCCCUCUUUGAGUCUCGCCCCAACGUUGCUAGGUGGUGGAAGGACAUUGCCGCUAGGGAAUCUUGGCUUGCCGUCAAGGAUGCCGCUUGA